AUGUUUACACCAAUUUCAUUAUAUCGAUCAACUGUGAGAACUCCAUUUAUCAUACCAACCAUAAACUCACGUAGUCUAUCAGGAAUAACCAAGUUUGAUACAAGAAAAUUUGUUCAAACAUUGCAAGAUAAAGGUGGAUUUUCUGAAAAGCAAGCAGAAGUAGCUGUGAAUGUGGUUAAUGCUGCUAUAAAUGAUGGGAUAUAUUCUAUUACUAAUAAUCUUGUUAAAAAAGAAUCAUUAUCAUCAAUAGCUUAUCAACAAAAAGUCAAUUUUGCUAAAUUAAAAGGUGAAUUACAAACUAUGGAUAAAUCAGAAUUCACUAGUUUGAAAAAAGAACAAGAAAAACUACGUACUGAUUUAACAAAUUUGAAAAAUCGUUUAAAAGAAGAAAUCACCAAGAAUCAAGCAAGUGUUAGAUUAGAUUUGAAUUUAGAAAAGGGAAGAAUUAGAGAAGAAAGUUCUCAACAUGAAUUAAGAAUAGAAGAUACUUAUAGUAGAAUAGAUGAAGAAGUUUCUAAUAUGAAAAUGCAAAUUAAAACUGUGAAAACUCAAGUGUUACAAUGGUUAAUGGGGGUAAGUACUGGUACUUUGGCUUUAUUAUUGACAUUUGUCAGAUUUUACUUUUAA
This is a messenger RNA of Candida dubliniensis CD36, 627 nucleotides long. RefSeq lists its product as uncharacterized. The coding region runs from base 1 to 627 and encodes 208 amino acids. The record is from RefSeq and is a predicted model, not a curated record. The transcript has a single exon. Gene Ontology annotation, cellular component: mitochondrion. Lineage: Eukaryota; Fungi; Ascomycota; Pichiomycetes; Serinales; Debaryomycetaceae.